CUGAUGUGUUUUUUAAACGAGCAACACAGAUCGGCGUGGGUUCCGAUGAAUAUUUUGUUAGCGUGGGUAGAUUGUUAAUUAUUUACACGGAAUUUUAUCAAAAAGUGCACAGGUACGGGUCGUUACAACAAAAAUAUAAACUGCAGUAUGGUAAUCGGCCUGUUGAAACUUCAAGACAAAAAUUGAGAAAAGUACCGGACGCCAACAUGUCGCAGCAGUAUAGUCUACGGUGGAAUAACCACCAGCCGAACUUUAUAUCUAUGUUCACGACCUUAUUGAAUACUCAAACUCUCGUGGACGUCACUUUGUCGGCUGAUGGGAAGCAACUGCUCGCACAUAAAGUUGUUUUAUCUGCUUGCAGUACCUAUUUCCAAUCGCUCUUCGUUGAUAAUCCGUCGCCACAUCCAAUUGUCAUUCUGAAGGAUGUGACGUAUGCCGACCUGCGCACCAUGGUCGAUUUUAUGUACUGUGGGGAGGUGAACGUGACUGAAGAACAGUUACCCAAGGUCCUGGACACAGCCAAGCUUUUAAAAAUAAAGGGUUUGACGGAAAUGCCAGAUUCUACGUCACUGACCCGAUCCCAGGGCACAUCGGCUGAGUUCCAAAACCAGGGAGACUCCAUGGACUCACAGAGGCAAUCUCCAGCUGCUUCUCCUUCUAACAAGCGCAGACGGCGAAGGAAAAGUUCGAGUGGUUCUACUUCAUUAAAUGUGGUGGAAAACGAACAAGGCCGCGCUGACGUUGCCGCUCAGACGGUAGAUGCGAUCACGUUAAGCAGCGUGCCACAACAACGGCGCAUGCGCGAAUACCACGAAAUCAGAACCAUCGACAACUCGCAACAGACCACGGAACAAGACCUCAACGUUGAGCAGAUCGGACUAGAGAACACUCCCACAGCGAUACCACAAGGAGGCCAAUGGACUAUGAUGGAGCAUUCGUAUCCGCGGUACACAAACGCGUGCUUAGGAGCGGGCGCGUUGCAGCAGGACCCAGGCAUGUACAUCAAUAAUGUGAUCAACCCGCACAUGGACGGCGACAUCAACUACGGCCAGAGCCUCGGCGUGGCUGGUCCCUCGCCAGGCCCCUCCUGCGUCGACGUGCAAGCCGCGCAGGAACCCAACCCCACGCCCACCCCCAAGCGACGACGAACCACCAACCCACAAUCUGAAGAAAACUUCCAGAGGGCUUUAGAGGCUGUGCGUUUCGGAGGAAUAGGUUUCUGUAAGGCUGCUCGAAUGUUUGGCGUUAACAAUAGGACCUUAUGGCUUGAGUAUAAGAAGAAAGGAUACCCGAAUAACAGGCCCAGUAUUAAGAGCAGGAUCAAGCGCGAACACACGACUCCGCCGCCCGAGCACAAGGAGGAACAGCAACUGCCGGAGCAGCAGAUGGCGCUGGUGUGCCCGCAGCAUCAGGUGCCGCCCGGGUUCAUCGAGUCUAACGCCGCGCACGGCUUCCCCUUGCAGGGCGUGGCGCACAACUCGCCUCUCAACAUUUUGGGAGUGAAUUUCAACUCAAUGCAAUAGAACGCGGCCUGCGGCGUGUCAGCUGACGAGUCGUACUCGUUGUGACACGAGUGGCAAGGCGCGGACUACGGGCACCACCAGCCCUACAUGGCGCCUUCGCCCCCGCAUGCCGCCCUCGCGCCGCCGCGCUAUGAGCACUUGUACAUGCAUCUUGCGUUGUAAAUAUUAGUUCGAACACGUAACGUACUUACUAUCGGUUUGGCUGUGGGCUUACAGAUCCUCACUUACUGUUCAUGUAUCUCGGGUGACUUAGAUGGUUGCAUCGAUUUAAUAUUCUGCAUGUAUUGGAGUGUUCACGUGACAGAGUACCCUGGUAUAUGAAUUUGUAAGUUAACAGUAUUGUAACUGGGGUGUGUCGUUGUAUUAAUAGGCAAUAAACUAAAGCAAUGUUUUCCAUUUUGUAGCGGAACGGACUUUUACGCAUUUUUUGGUGUAAUAACGACACACGCUCGAGUUCUAAAGGGUUUAAUGGUUCAUAAAGGACGGCAUGAGACUUAAGAUAAAAACUAUUACCUAUAAGUGAACGCAUUGAUGCAUCAUACGUUAUUUAUGCCCCUGAUAGGGUAAGCGCCACAGCCGUAGAAUUGCCAUGAAAAACGUAUUUUGUAGAUCUCAAUAGGACCGUAAGUUAUAAACUGUUCGGUAAACCAGUGUUUUUUACAAUUAAUAUAGUGCACAACCGUAGUGUUAUGUAUAGUCGUCGGAUCGAAUGUGAUAGCGAAUUUAUUAUUGUGUAACUCCCGCUUUGGUUGCAACACUGGAUACACAGUUUCAAUAAGUUCGUCGUUAUUCUUGCAAUAAUAUUAAUAAUGAUAACCUACGGUACUUUGAAUUAGUUGGCGUAACGAUACAGGUGCGUAUCGAUGUAUUAGACCAUAUCAAAACAUAUUUUUGCAGCUAGUUGUGUCAAUGUGUAGGGAUAUAAAUAAUGGUGAGUCGACUAGUUUUAAGGAAAUUCACACUUACCACUGUUAGUUUAGCGUUAAUAGGAAUCGAUACUCGCCGAGUUUCGCCAAGUGCCACGGUAACGUUGUAGUUGCUUGAGCUGGCUCGUCAUGGAUGGAUGUUCGCCAAUGCGCAAGUUCAAUGCCCUCACGUCGUCACUUCUUGUUGUUCAACAGUUAUUUUGACAUUCAAAGCUAGUAAUAUCAUCACAUAUUCUUGACGCAUAUUAUGAUAAGUAGGAAAUAUGAUUAAAUCGGCGAUUCGGCUGAUAUUGUGACUGACAAGUUGGUAGGGCAUUGAGAGGCAUGCAAAGAUUUAGUUUGUAAGUUCUGAGUGGCAGGUUACACACAAUUUUAUUAAUAACUACCUCUAUAUAUAAGUAUUUUAAUGAUAGACUGGGUGAUUUUGUCUAAUGGAACUUCAAGGACGACAAUCCUCACAACAAUAAUACGUAGCAAUUAUUUACAGCAUUCAGCACGUCUAACAAAUAGAAGUCGUGAUGUAAAAUAUUAUGUAAAAGUACUUAAUUCAAAAACCAAAGUCCGUCAAUAGAAAAGCAACAAAACUUUUUAAUAUUGUUAGUGUAUUCUUGUAUAAGGAAAAUGUGCCGUCUACAACAAACUUCUUGAGACACAGCCAAGUGACAGAAUGCAGAUUUUGUUGAUACAGUUCCGUUUUUACCUGUUGGGUACGGAUCCGUAAAAUUGUUAAAAGAACGGUGCAACUAUUGAAUUAGGCAACUAAUUAUUAUGUCGUCUCCUUGAAGUAAUAUUUACAAGUAACUUGAAUCAUGUGUAUAUAUAUUAUAAUAUGUAUGUUUUAUGAAUUCGUUCAGUAGUCACCUAAAUCAAAGUACCUAUAGUGUGAUUUUCAUACUAUUAUUUUGGAAACGUGGUGGUGUGUCGGCAAAGGUAGUAUUAAAAAGAAGUAUCUGUUACGUGUGGCUUGGCCGUGGCGAGCCAUAGGGAGGGCGAAGUUCUCAGUAGGGUUGUGUUCGCAUGUGCUCAGUAGAUAGGUCACUCGUUGUAACACAAAAUACAUAAUUACAAUCAUUUAGCCGCUAAGGCAUUCGUAACCUCAAAUGAUGAUCAAAGUUUCUAGUAUAGCUAUAAGGAAUUUCAAUGUUCAAGGUUAUUCUUCAUUAUUUGAUUUUGCUACUCACGCAUACAUAACAGUUGUGUGCAGGUACAAUAAUAAUAGAUCAAGAUAUCCUAAAAAUACAUUUUGAUAAUGAUAUUUUUACGUACUUAUCGUGUAAGUACAUCCACUAAUUUAGUAUGAUGAAUAUACUAGGAGAAUGUAUUAUUACAUUAUAUUUUUGUUUAUAAAUCAGGUUUCAUAAGAUGAAGAAACACACCGCCACUUCGGUUGUAUAACAUUUAUUAUACGAAUUUCAAUGAAACACCAAUUUUAUAUAUCGAUUUUUAUUUUUACAAUUACUAAUGUCGGAUGAUGGUUAUAUUUUUAAUAUUGAAUACCAGCCAGUGAUAUGAGAUGCCAGUAGUAAUAAUAAUAAUACAUGAAAACGUUCAGAACCUUUUUGCAUUUACGUUGGACUGAUAAAAUUGCACAUAUCUUUUGUACGUGAUGUUUGCGUUACAUGUAGUGCGGGUAUGAAGCGCCGAGGUACGCUUGGCGUGACAGCACGUCUCACGCGAACAGGAACAAUAUUACCAGAGAUCUCUAUCGUGUAAAAUAAUUAGGUAUUAGAUCAUUAUGCAUUUAUAGUGUAAGUUACUGUUACUAGUUAGGCAUAAGUGGUGCCCGUGACGUAACAUGUAGGUUGUCUCGCGAGCGGAACUUGUCGUGCGUCAUAAAAUUGUUGUAAGAUUUAAUCAUGUCCCAUUUUUGUUUAUCAGCCUUUUUGAUACUUAGAUACUACAUGACUACGCCCAUUUCUCAUUAUUCUAGUAUUAAGCCUAACGUCGCCAUAAUUAUGAAUAAUGAAUGUGAUUUUAUUAUGAUCUAUUAUGAAUUAUCAGUAGUAAUACAUUAAGUGAAUUUGAGCUCUAUGUACAGUAACGGUAAGUUGAGACGCCGAAUUGAAUAAAGAAAGAUGUAAUGGAUGGACGGUCUCACCUCUCAUAUAUGUAAAUUUUAUUAAUCUUGUAGUUUUCGUGCUCGAAUUUAAUGUUCCCUAACGCUUUGCUCAAUUUGAUUCGUUUAUUGUUUACUUGAUGGCAGUUAGCUGGCGUGUUGCUUAUGACGACAGUCGGUCCGCAAGCGAGUACAAUUCGUGAUCUUGUUACUAACGUCAUUUAGAAGUAUUACUUUUUUAUUUUUUAAAUAAAUUAAGGAGUAUUAUAUUUUUAUAUUCGCCUAGAUUUACAACGAUAAUAACCAGUUUCGGCGUUUGCGAUCUCUGUAUUUUUUUUAAUGAUUUUGACUGAUUUUUGAAAUAAUUUAGAAAGUUUUUCUCGUUUAAGCUGGCAACAUAGCUGCUUCGUUUCGGAGGUCAUUCAAAUUGUAAAUAUAAUAUGUAUAUAAUUGAAUAUGUAUCCCUGAAUGUUGCUCUGAAUAGCGUGUAUCUCGAAAGACUGCUCAGAAAUGGAAAGUAAAUGUUUUCUAAUAAUGAUACUGAACUCUAUAAUCUGGAAUUAGGGCUUUUAUAAUAAGUAUGUAUGCAAACAGUAUUCGAUAUGAAAAUAUUUAGGUAAUUAAUUAUACAUUAAAAAUGAACCGCCAUACAUUUCUAAUCCUUUAGGAAGCACAGGUCCCUGAGUAUUGAACAC
Molecule: messenger RNA, 5200 nt
Organism: Spodoptera exigua (beet armyworm)
Lineage: Eukaryota; Metazoa; Arthropoda; Insecta; Lepidoptera; Noctuidae
Source: the annotation of a GenBank genome assembly